Haliotis rufescens (red abalone) is the source of this 1117-nucleotide messenger RNA. RefSeq names its product cdc42 homolog. Bases 133 to 732 code for a protein of 199 amino acids. Gene Ontology annotation, molecular function: GTP binding; GTPase activity. The transcript has 5 exons. The record is from RefSeq and is a predicted model, not a curated record. Lineage: Eukaryota; Metazoa; Mollusca; Gastropoda; Lepetellida; Haliotidae. Gene Ontology annotation, biological process: small GTPase-mediated signal transduction.
AAAUAUAGCCCUUCUGAACGUUGACAAGUUGGAGAGGGGUGUCACUGCAGGAGUGCCUCAAAGCGACGUAUAUAUUAGCAAUGGAGAUAUACACUGACGCCGUACAUACACCAAGGUAAUCAGUCUUCGUCAAUGUCAGAGGCGGCGCCCCCCUCCGACCACGCCCUGAAAUGUGUGGUUGUUGGGGACGAAGAGGUUGGCAAGACGUGCCUGUUACACUCCUACAGCUCCAAUACGUUUGAGAGAGAUUACCAGCCCACGGUCUCAGCAAGCUACAAGGUGACAGUUCAAGUCCAAGGCGAGGCGUACAGCAUGGGGCUGUUUGACACAGCUGGGAAAGAGGAAUACGACAGUGUACGACCUCUCAGUUACCCAAACGCGGACAUCUACCUUGUCUGUUUCUCAGUUGUCUCCCCUUCAUCCUUCUCCAGCGUCACAGAAAAGUGGGUCCCUGAAAUCUUGGAAUACUCACCAAGCACGCCAUUCCUCAUUGUUGGGACUAAGACAGACCUCCGGGACGACUUAGCCAAUGGAGACAUACCGGAAGGUAUUAGCGAGAAGCCAAUCACAACGCGACAAGGGAGACAACUCGGAAAGAAAAUAAAAGCUAAUUACUUAGAGUGCUCUGCCCUUACACAGCGUGGUUUGAAAUGUGUAUUUGAUGAAGCAAUAUACACAGCCCUGCAUCCUCCCAAAUCUCGAAAGAACUCGUGGAAAUGCACGGUAUCAUGACGUCAUGCGCAGUUUAAGAUGUCAGCCACCGCAAUAGUAAUGUAUGAAGAUUUGGAUCACUGUGCAGCAGAACGAACAUGCUGGAGGACGAGAAUAUUGCCCAAUCCGACCGGCCACAUCCUGGACUAUAAGUCUGUUAUAUCGCCAUUCUGUAUUGAUACAUGCUCUGGACGGAUUCACCACCAUUGCCCCAUUUCACCACCCCGUCGCUCCUAGCUCUGACUUAGCACAGACUUUCUCACGAUAGUGAGAGUAAACUGACAUGAUAUAUAUACUACUCAAAAGAAGUUAAGGAUCACCCGAUUCUUUCAUAAUGGUAAAGUUAAUCUGUCAUGAGUGAGUGAGUGAGUAUGGUUUUACGCCGCUUUUAGCACUAUUCCAGCAA